This is a messenger RNA of Engraulis encrasicolus (European anchovy), 2050 nucleotides long. RefSeq names its product protein arginine methyltransferase 1 (gene prmt1). Gene Ontology annotation, cellular component: nucleus. Gene Ontology annotation, biological process: peptidyl-arginine methylation. The coding region runs from base 64 to 1125 and encodes 353 amino acids. Lineage: Eukaryota; Metazoa; Chordata; Actinopteri; Clupeiformes; Engraulidae. The record is from RefSeq and is a predicted model, not a curated record. The transcript has 10 exons. Gene Ontology annotation, molecular function: protein-arginine N-methyltransferase activity.
UCGGGUUUACAUAGACAAUGCUAGUUCUUUCAGCGACUACUCCAUCUCUCACGUUUCAUUGAAAUGGCGGAGACCACAGACAGAAUGGAGGUUUCACAGGGGGAAGUCUCCGCGAAACCGUCCGCCGAAGACAUGACUUCAAAGGACUACUACUUUGACUCAUACGCCCACUUCGGCAUCCACGAGGAGAUGCUGAAAGAUGAGGUUCGAACCCUGACCUACAGGAAUUCCAUGUUCCACAAUAAGCACUUGUUCAAAGAUAAGGUGGUGCUGGAUGUGGGCAGUGGAACUGGUAUCCUGUGCAUGUUCGCUGCCAAGGCCGGAGCCAAGAUGGUUAUUGGGAUUGAGUGCAGCAGCAUUAGUGACUAUUCCCAGAAGAUUGUGAAGGCAAAUAAGCUUGAUCACGUUGUGACCAUCAUCAAGGGUAAAGUGGAGGAGGUGGAGCUUCCCGUGGACAAAGUCGACAUCAUCAUCUCAGAGUGGAUGGGCUACUGCCUCUUCUACGAGUCCAUGCUGAACACUGUCAUCUAUGCCCGCGACAAGUGGCUGAAACCAGAUGGACUCAUCUUCCCUGACCGAGCCACCCUGUACGUCACAGCCAUUGAAGACAGGCAGUACAAGGACUACAAAAUCCACUCUAAUCGUUUUUCAGGGUGGGAGAAUGUCUAUGGAUUCGAUAUGUCCUGCAUCAAGGAGGUGGCCAUCAAGGAGCCCCUGGUGGACGUGGUGGACCCCAAGCAGCUGGUCAGCAGCUCCUGCCUCAUCAAGGAGGUGGACAUCUACACGGUGAAGGCUGAAGACCUGACCUUCACCUCGCCCUUCUGCCUCCAGGUCAAGCGCAACGACUACAUCCACGCCCUAGUCACCUACUUCAACAUUGAGUUCACGCGGUGCCACAAGCGCACUGGAUUCUCCACCAGUCCAGAGUCUCCGUACACUCACUGGAAGCAGACAGUGUUCUACCUGGACGACUACCUCACAGUGAAGACUGGGGAGGAGAUCUUUGGUACCAUCAGCAUGAAGCCCAAUGUUAAAAACAACCGAGACCUUGACUUCACUGUAGACAUCGACUUCAAAGGUCAGCUCUGUGAGGUGUCGAAGACCUCAGAGUACCGAAUGCGUUAACCCAUCCCUCCCCAAAGGAACCUUCCAUGUGUGUGCGUGUGUGUCUGUCCGUUAGGGGUAUACCGAGGGGGUCCAUACUUGUGUGCGGGUGUGUGUAAUUGACCUCAUCUUCGGCCUGUGCUGUGAUGCGUUCUUGCUAGCAACAUUUUAAAACUUUCUGUCUUGCUUUGUGGAAUAUUUGUUCACACUAUAGGCUUUUUUUAUACAUUUGGUUUGUAUAGAAGAUGGUGUACGGAGGGGACUUUUGUUGUGCAAUAGUUGGUCAGAACAUGUUUUUGUGGUUUUUGUUUUGUUUUUUUGUUUUGUAUUUUACUCGUCCUAGCAUACGGUCUUUUAACCACACACUCGCACACAGACCCCUCUCUUGCCUGUACAUAAUGUUCCAAGAUUAAGUCACUUUGAUUUCCAUUGUGAAUGUUUCGUCAUGGUAACAUCAGCAUCUUGUGCUGUUAAUUCUUUUUUUCCCCUCCCUUUUUUUAUGGUUUCAAAGAGAUGCCUCCUGUGACGCUCGUGAAACCCCCGUUAGCCAAUCCAGCAUAUCUGUGUUUGUUACAAGGGGGAAAUAUUCAAGAUAACUAUUUAGGCUUAUAUUUUCAUUUUGUGUUUUUUUUUUUUUUUUCUUGACAACGAGGACUCUACUCUUUGUCUGUAAAUUUGUACGGUCCUUCUGUAUGGCAGGGGUCAUUGUUGAAGGAGCACUCUCCCACCUCUUGAGCGCUGUGAAGCACUUGACAGGAGACGUGUCUUCAUUCUGGCCAAAGUGUGUCGUGGGCAACACCGCUCCCUCUGGUGGAAUGAAGUGGUCUGGUCCGUUGAUGUUUGUGGUAUGUUCGCUCGAGGGGGAGUAUGAUUAACAGGAUGUUUUGUUUUCUUUUUCGUUUUACCCUCACUGCUUUUUUAAUAAAAAAGAUACUAUUAAACUGGA